This is a messenger RNA of Anoplophora glabripennis (Asian longhorned beetle), 1841 nucleotides long. Its product is annotated as DNA ligase 1-like. Gene Ontology annotation, biological process: DNA biosynthetic process; Okazaki fragment processing involved in mitotic DNA replication; DNA repair. Gene Ontology annotation, molecular function: ATP binding; DNA ligase (ATP) activity; DNA binding. NCBI's taxonomy places the organism in Eukaryota, Metazoa, Arthropoda, Insecta, Coleoptera, Cerambycidae. The transcript is spliced from 13 exons. The record is from RefSeq and is a predicted model, not a curated record. Gene Ontology annotation, cellular component: nucleus; mitochondrion. The coding region runs from base 96 to 1841 and encodes 581 amino acids.
CUUAAAUGUUUUUCUUUUUUAUGUGUUUUGAAUACUAUUUGUUGUGCUAGGUUUUGGUUGAAUAUAAGUGCUAUAAAAGAUAACUAAAUUCUGAUAUGUCCCAGAAAAGUAUAACUUCGUUUUUUACCCGUAUUCCUAAAGAAAAUUUGGAUAGUUCUAAACAAAACGGGGUCAAUUUAUCGGAUUCGAGAGAAAGAAAACGAAUCAGAACGUUAAGUAGUGAUGAUUCAAAUGAGGAUAUAUCUUCAAAAUCUAACGAUGAAGUAAAGAGAGAGAGCACCAGUGGUAAAACGGCUAUUGGUACAAUAAAAUUGCCCGAGAAUAGCUUAAAGAGAAGAAGUGGAAAAAGAUCACGUAUUUUAAGCAGCGAUGAGUCCGAUGAUGAUGUUUCUAGUUCCAAGCAAUUGAAUUUAAAGGACGAAUGUGUUAAAUCAGAAGUUCAAUCUCCACAGAAGAGAGAUACCAAUAAACAGGUAGAAGAUGUAAGUCAGGAUGAAAUAAAAAAAGAAAUAGAAAGGCAGGAUGAUGCAGCGAGAGAAGAUUAUCAAGAUGUUGAUAAAAAUGAAAUAAAAUCACCCGAUAAGCCAAAGAUAAAUAAUUUAAUAUUUGGAAAACAGAAAACCAGUGAUGAUAAAAAGAAGAGCACUUCAAAUGUAUACAAUCCCAAUCAAGUUAAUUAUGAUCCAAUUAAACAUGCGUCUUGGAAAUAUAAGGAAAGAGUUCCAUAUAGCGCUUUGGCUAGAACAUUGGAAGAAAUAGAAGAUGUUUCAGCAAGAUUAAAGAUUAUUGAAAUAUUGAGUAACUAUUUUAGAUCUGUAAUAGUUUUAACUCCUGAAGAUUUAUUACCUAGUGUAUAUUUGUGUUUGAAUAAACUAGCCCCUGCAUAUGAAGGUCUGGAAUUGGGGGUAGCUGAAACCAGUUUAAUGAAAGCCAUAGCGCAGUCUACUGGCAGAAGUAUGGCUCAAAUUAAAGUGGAUGCGAAAGAAGUGGGGGAUCUGGGAAUUGUCGCUGAAAAAUCUAAGUCUAACCAAAAAAUGUUAUUUAAACCAGCGAGACUCAUGGUAAAGGGAGUAUUUGAUAAAUUAAAAGACAUCGCAAAAAUGACUGGUCAGUCGUCGCAAACCAAAAAAAUUGAGAAGAUCCAGUCGAUGUUUGUCGCUUGCCAGGAUUCCGAAGCUAGGUUCUUAAUUCGUUCUUUGGCAGGAAAAUUGAGGAUAGGCCUUGCGGAACAAUCAGUGUUGCAAGCGUUAGCUCUGGCUUGUGCCAUGACUCCUCCCGGUCAAGAAUAUCCCCCUAAAGAACUUAAUGUGGCUAAGAAAAUGUCUGCGGAAUCAUUUAAAACGGAAUAUGACAGUUUGGCACUAAUAUUAAAAACAGCUUAUUGUGAGUGUCCAAGUUACGAUAAAAUAAUACCAGUUCUAUUACAACAAGGAAUAAAAAAAUUACCCGAAUUUUGCAAAUUGACACCAGGAAUUCCUUUAAAACCGAUGCUAGCUCAUCCCACGAAAGGUAUACAAGAAGUUCUGCAACGAUUCGAAGGGCAUAAAUUUACGUGUGAAUGGAAAUAUGAUGGUGAACGAGCGCAAAUCCAUAUAAAUGGAAAGGCUGUGCAUAUUUUUAGUAGAAACCAAGAAAAUAAUACAACAAAAUAUCCGGAUGUUAUUUCUAGACUUGACAAAUGUACGUCAGAUGAAGUGAAAUCAUGUAUAUUGGACUGUGAAGCUGUAGCUUGGGACAGGGAAAAGAGUCAAAUUUUACCUUUUCAGAUUCUAAGUACCAGAAAGCGAAAGGAAGGCCAAGAAGACAUCGAAGAUGAGGCGGCGAGAUCUAGUCGAAUAUGA